Messenger RNA from Paramecium tetraurelia, 393 nucleotides. RefSeq lists its product as uncharacterized. The transcript has a single exon. The record is from RefSeq and is a predicted model, not a curated record. NCBI's taxonomy places the organism in Eukaryota, Ciliophora, Oligohymenophorea, Peniculida, Parameciidae.
AUGAGAGAGAGAACAACAGAUAAAGUGACUAUCUUCACAGCCCAAUAAAAUUACUAGCACAAACAAUGUUACAAAUUAGAAACAAGCACCAGUCUUAAAAUUUUAAGGAGUCUUUAAUCUAGAACUUCUGUUGGAAAUGUUAGCUAAGAAAAUUUAACAAAUUUAAAUAAAGUUAUAGAUAGAAAAGUAGUGGAAAUCUAUCUUAAAGAGAAAUAAAAUUCAGGGUACUUAAGUGGUAUUUUUAAAUCUAUGUAAAUGUUUCUUCAAAUUAGGUUAUCUCAUUUUUCAAAUUCGGUUUUGUAGGAGGAGGAAGAACUUUAGCACGAUUUAAGUGAAGACUGGGUACCAGAUGAAGAAGAUAAUGCAGGAGAAGAGGAUGAUUCUAUUUUAUGA